AUGAACGGCGAGCCGAUGUCAAAGAUCUUUACCUUGGUCAAGAAGACGGCGAAAAAGCCUAUUCCCUUUGUCAAGAAGAAGGGCGUUGAGACUAUUACAGUGCCUCUGGAAUGUCUAAAGGCGGCUUCUGGGUUAAUCCCAGUACCGGCCCUUGGACCAGCGACGGAUAUUGUCCUGUCCAUUUUGAAAAAGGUGGAUCAGAGCCAGCAGAAUACGGUGACGGCCCGCGAAAUUGCAAAUCUGUGCUUGAAGGCUCAUGUCACGUUAUCUGAACAUCUGCAAAGCGUAGAAAUCACGCCUACAUUAUUGGAAAGUAUUCAACAAUUUGAAGCGGAUUUGCAUGACGUCGAAAACACUGUCGAAUAUUACGAACAGAAGAUGUCAAUUGAUCAAAUCUUCUAUUCUAAAUCAUACAGCGAUGAAUUGCAACGCCUCGAAAAACGAGUUAACAGUACUUUGUCGCUUUUCCAAAUCAAGAAGUUACUUUCGCUUGAAGAAACCUGCGCAAAGAUUUACGCAUCCAUGCAGCGCAACGAACAGAAUACUGUCGCGAUUUAUGCAUACUUGCAGCGCAUUGAACAGAAUACUGCAGCAAUUUAUACAUACUUGCAGCGCAUCGAACAUAAUACUGUGGUGCUCAUGAAUCGCUCCGAACCUGCUUCGAAGCCUGAAGAACCACUGGUAGAUAUCGUACGGAGAAGUGAUCUCACUCUCUGCGAAGAGAUCAUUCGUCAUCCAGGGUAUAGCCUUCAAAGAGCAGAAAUGCAUGGAAAGAUUGUCACCAUCAGAGUGUUCACAGGCUGUAAAGCGAAAUCGACCUGGGAAGCGUCAAAUAUGUUCGACUUGAAAGUUAUGCAUCCCAACCUACCUCACCUUAUUGGAGCUUCAAGUUCUGAUGAGCGGGUGGCCCUGUUCUCGGUGUAUGAUCUCGAAUGUACAGAUAUCAAGCACGAUAUUUUCAAUGUCAUCCCGUCAUGGUCGGUGAUGGAUUUCGAUAUUCUCGGUCCUUUGCUCGACAAAGUGGAUCACGAUGUAACAAGCGCAUGGAAUCAUUUGUGUGAACAAACUUGUUGGUUCGCUCUGUCUAACGAACAUGCAGACUAUUAUAUUUUUUGUGAUGCCCAUGGCCGAUUCGUCCUUUCAUUCUCUCCGGCAGCGGCCAGCUCCUUAACUGCCUUAGUUUCUCCUGCGAUAUUCGAUUUUGUGAUGGGCGACACCCGCCAUAAUGUUGAGGUUGUUAGAGUAAAUCAUAUCGGUUUUUGUCUAUGCUUGAAUUUGUCCACUGACCAACCACUUAGGCAAUAGGCGCGUACCUGAACACACGACAUGCACCAGAAUCUUAUUGGAUAACACUCAAGUGGUAAUAGUGUGAUGAUUGAACCUGCGGGAGCUUGUUUGGCAAACAACCAGUGCUUAUGACGCGGACGCACGUAGAAUCUCACAGAAAUAUAGC
Molecule: messenger RNA, 1453 nt
Organism: Desarmillaria tabescens
Lineage: Eukaryota; Fungi; Basidiomycota; Agaricomycetes; Agaricales; Physalacriaceae
Exons: 12
Coding region: 1-1305 (434 amino acids)
Biological process (GO): cell surface receptor signaling pathway
Source: RefSeq, a predicted model, not a curated record